CGCCCGUCUCGUUUUUGUUUACCAUCAUAAGAAACAUCAAUCACGAUAUUCAAAUGAGGUGAUAUGUGAUUUUUCCAUUUUUGAAAUGGGCAACUUGCUGUGCUGCUUCAAAACCAGACGGAAGAAGAAGAUUGUUCUUUUACUGUUAGGAUUGGACAAUGCGGGUAAAACGGUGGCCGCCAAGGGCCUGGCUGGGGAGCCUCAUGAGGGUGUUGUACCUACAGUUGGUUUUUCUGUUGUCCGAUUGACAUACCUCGACUAUAAAGUUAUAAUAUAUGACUUAGGAGGAGGACCAGGAAUCCGUGGAAUUUGGACAAAAUAUUUCGUGGACGCCCAUGGAGUUAUUUUUGUCGUCGACUCGAGUGAUUUAUCCCGAUUGGAUGAGGCAAAAAUGACCCUAUGUAAUAUAUUAAGCCACGAAAAAAUUUCAGGUAAGCCCGUCCUUUUACUAGCAAACAAACAAGACAACGAAAACGCCUUAGACGAAAUAGAUAUAAUUGAAGAACUGAACGUAGAAAGUCUAGUAAAUUCACAAAAGUGCCCCACAUUAGUGGAAAGCUGUUCUGCAACUGAAAUGGGCAGCCACACCCGGCUAGAUCCGGGAAUUAAGAAGGGUUAUGAAUGGUUAUUAAAUUACAUCGACAAAAACUACAAUCAAUUAAACAGCCGAGUGUCCUGCGACGUUAAAGCUCAGGACGAAAUAGAUAAAACCCUAAUGGCCGAAAAAAUAGCCAGGUUGAAAGCUAUGGAGCUGGUGGAGCAAAGAAAGAAGGAGGAGGACGCCAUCGAGUCCUACAGCGAUUACGCCAGGAAGUUGGACCAAGAAACUCAAACAAACAGUCGUCAAAACUCCUCCGAGGAACAGUACGAGAAGGCCAGCUCCAGCGUCGAGUCAUUCCCCCCAAUAUAUCAUGUGCAAGAACAAUCGGAUAGACCUAAGUCAGCCAGAGAAAUAGUCAAGGAUCAACUGCAAAUCAAGGAAAUCACAAAAAAAUCCUUCCCGGUACGACACCACAAAACGGCGCCCAUUAACUUCUUUCCUGUGAGGCGAAUUAAGUCGGCGAAUGAACGGCGAACCACCUCUAUGAUGUACCGGAGACAUCUGAAGUCGGCCGACACACACAGAAACUUUAAAUCCAUGGGUGACUCGGUGACUGUGGAUGUUGACUUACCUAACACUGUGUUGGUUGGCCCGGGCGGCGACGAUUAUCCCAGAGAAAUAUUUCACAUGAAUAAUAUUAAUAAGUCCACCGCUAGGCAUAAUAUUAGUCUGAAGGAUACAAAGAGUGAGGUGCCUUGGUUGCAUCGAACAAUUAAUGGUGAUAUUGGGAUUAGUGUUAUAGACGUAGAAUAAGUUUUUGAUCUCACUUGAAACUGUUUCUAGUCAAUUUAAAUGUAUUUUUAUAUGCACUGUUGAAUAAUUUUAUACUAUAAUAAAUGUUUUCUUAAUUCAA
Messenger RNA from Aethina tumida (small hive beetle), 1454 nucleotides. RefSeq names its product ADP-ribosylation factor-like protein 13B. NCBI's taxonomy places the organism in Eukaryota, Metazoa, Arthropoda, Insecta, Coleoptera, Nitidulidae. Gene Ontology annotation, cellular component: ciliary membrane; non-motile cilium. Gene Ontology annotation, biological process: non-motile cilium assembly; receptor localization to non-motile cilium. The record is from RefSeq and is a predicted model, not a curated record. Gene Ontology annotation, molecular function: GTPase activity; GTP binding. Bases 86 to 1354 code for a protein of 422 amino acids. The transcript is spliced from 3 exons.